CCGAGGCCACCAGAACGCAGCACCGCUGACCCCGGGCUCCCGCCAAAUACAACCUGCGGAAGUAAAGCGGAAGUCGUCAUCAGUAGCUACCAAGCUAGCGGGUUGAAUAACAAAGAGAGCCGCCGCUUUUUGAACCGGUGAGAGGCAGCAGGUAAACAGCAGGUAAACAUGUCUGCGGAGCACAGCGGCUCUCCGCGGGAGGACACCGUGUCUCUGGUGGACGUCCUGCAGGAGGACGAGCAGCUGGAGGAGGAAGCUUCUGCUGUGCUCGGAGGCUCCGACUCCGACCACUGCUCCUACCCGCAGGGCUAUGUGAAGCGGCAGGCUCUGUAUGCCUGUAACACCUGCACUCCAAAAGGAGGAGAGGAAGCAGGAAUCUGCCUGGCCUGUUCCUACAAAUGUCACGAAGGUCACGACCUCUUCGAGCUCUACACCAAGAGGAACUUCCGCUGCGACUGUGGAAACAGCAAAUUCACAAACCUGCAGUGCAAGCUCUUCCCGGAGAAGGAGGCGGCCAACAGCAAAAACAAAUACAGCCACAACUUCUUUGGUGUUUAUUGCACCUGCAACAGACCUUACCCUGACCCCGAGGACCAGGUGGAGGAUGAGAUGAUCCAGUGUAUCGUCUGUGAGGACUGGCUUCACGGCCGGCACCUGGGUUGUGUCGUUCCAGAUUGUGUGGAGCUGCAGGAAAUGAUUUGUGAGGCUUGCAUGAACCAUCAUCCCUUUCUAUGGACGUACGCCGCUCACUUGGCAGUUCCCAGAGCAGCAGAGGAAGAGCAGCAGGUGAAGGAGGAGUCGAGCGGUGAGGAGGUGAAACGAGAAGCGAAGGAGGAGGAGGAGUCGACCAGCAACGACAGCAAGGCAGAAGCGAGCGACGGUCCGAGCUGUAAACGAAGCCGUCAGGAGUCAGAGGGGGGGUGCAGGCUGAAGGAGCUGCAGGCCAUCGGUCAGAAAAUUGUCCAAUCAGGAGCUGUGUUCUGGCCGUCACCAUGGCGAUCUAAACUCUGUUCCUGCAUCAGCUGCCAAAAAUCUCUGGCUGCCGCAGGACUUUGCUUCCUGCUGGACGAGUCGGACACCGUCCUGGCUUACGAGAACAAAGGCAAGAACAGCGAGCAGGAGCGGGGAGGACACGACCCCCUGAUGUCGGCUCUGGACAACCUGAACAGAGUUCAGCAGCUGGAGAUCAUUCACGAAUACAACGACAUGAAAACGGAGCUGAAGGACUUCCUGCAGGGAUUUGCAGCAGAAGGAAAGGUUGUGACUCCUGAUGACAUCCGUCAGUUCUUCGAGCAGCAACAGAGUCGCAAGAGGCGACGGUUCAACUCCGGCCAGUUCUACUGCAGCUGAUGUCCGACCGCAGACCACCUUCACCCCCCCGACUCUUCCUCUUGCUUUGCUUUUACUUUUUUAACUGAAAACUUUGCAGGAUUGAAUGACUUUUACUACUUUCAGAUCAGUGAGUCGCUGAUUUCCCGGGACUGAAUUCUAGUUGACGUUCUAAAGAGAAUAAAAGCCUUUGGACAGUAGAUGUAGUGUCUUCCUGGCUGGAAGUUCAGUUUCCUGUCUGCUCUUGUUGUUCCUGACCCAGUAAACUGUCUUGUAUCUCCUCUGAAAUAAAACAGAUUGUCCAAAUGAAACUGCA
This is a messenger RNA of Myripristis murdjan (pinecone soldierfish), 1645 nucleotides long. It is a transcript of the gene ubr7, whose product is annotated as ubiquitin protein ligase E3 component n-recognin 7. The transcript is spliced from 12 exons. Lineage: Eukaryota; Metazoa; Chordata; Actinopteri; Holocentriformes; Holocentridae. Bases 169 to 1350 code for a protein of 393 amino acids. Gene Ontology annotation, molecular function: zinc ion binding; ubiquitin protein ligase activity. The record is from RefSeq and is a predicted model, not a curated record. Gene Ontology annotation, cellular component: cytoplasm.